GAAGGUCCCUCAGUCAGCGUCCCGCCGGUCCCCGCGGCACCUGCUGCGCCCUUCCCACGCUUCACGGAUCUACAGCCUCCCCACCUCGGAAAACUACACUCUCCGUCUCCCCCAGGGUUGCCUGUCCUAGGGACGUGAGAAGGCGGGAGAAGAGGGCGAUAGAAAGGGGGUGGGGACGUGGAAAGACAGUCCCAGCCUUCCCCGCCCGCCCCCCCACCCCAACUCGGCAGCCGUCACGUGGUGCCUGGAGUGGGAGGUGGGGAGAAGAGGCGAGACUUUUGGGGUGCUCUGGAUUGCCAGCAGUUCCUUCAGUCUCAGCCGACAACUCCGGAGACGCGGCGCUCUGCCCCGGAGAGCAAUUGAGAGGUACUGCGACCCGCAGUCGGGAGCCCCAGCGCGGGCGAUGCGGGCACCGCUGGCGGCACCUGCGGCUCCUCUCGGCUGCGACGGUCGCCUCGGCGGCAGCAGCGCAAACCACAGAAGCCUCAGCAGCCACAGCCGCUGCAGCCCGGGCAGCGGUCGCUGCCUCUGAGGCGCUCGCCCGCUCCCGGCCCAGAGGCUCCGGGAGGAUGUGGAUCCUCGGCAUCGCAGCAACAUUUUGCGGAUUGUUCUUGCUUCAAGGCUUUGCGCUGCAAAUCCAGUGUUACCAGUGUGAAGAAUUCCAGCUGAACAACGACUGCUCCUCCCCGGAAUUCAUCGUGAAUUGUACGGUGAACGUUCAGGACAUGUGUCAGAAAGAAGUGAUGGAGCAAAGUGCGGGGAUCAUGUAUCGAAAGUCCUGUGCAUCAUCGGCAGCCUGUCUCAUCGCCUCUGCAGGGUACCAGUCCUUCUGCUCCCCGGGGAAACUGAACUCGGUGUGCAUCAGCUGCUGUAACACCCCUCUGUGCAAUGGGCCCCGGCCCAAGAAAAGGAGCAGCUCUGCCUCGGUGCUCCAGCCAGGAUUCCCCACCACCUUCCUGCUCCUCAAAUUAGCCCUCUUCUUGGCGUACUGCUGAAUGAGAUGCCAGCCCCUCCUGCAUUAUUCUUCUGAUCCUCACUCCCCCUGCUCCAUGAGAUCUUCUGGGUGUCCUUUGAGUCUGGGUAGGGAGUCUGCAUUCUCUUUCUUUUAGUUCCUUUGCAAAUAGUGAAAGAGUUCAGUGUAAAACAUUUUUGUAAGCUCUGAAAAAAUUCAGUCUGACUGAAUUUUCAGUGUGUACGUAAAAGAAGGAAGGGGUUGAACUCAAAGUUUCCCCAUCUGUAACCAGUCAAUGUAGCAGAAUCAGCCCUUAGAAGACACUUGAGUGGACAUCUGCCUUUCCCAAGACCACUAGCUUCCACUCCUGUCCCUGAUGGAAGAAGAGAUUAUUUUGUCCCUGCUCUGAGAGGGUAAUGUUUCCAUUAGGGGAGGGCUGGUUAGCACUUGAGACUUUCUUACUUGACAUUCACACUUCAUGCUCCUGAAAACCAUUCUCUGCUGCAGAACCGGCUGGUUUCGUCUCCCACUUGGGCUCUGGCGACUCUGGACUCAAUUGCUGAGUCUUAGACUCGGACUUGGCUUCUGCCUCUCUCUGAAAAGUGCUUAAAACAACCUCGUUAGUUCUCCUUACAGAGGAAUUGCUCCUGGAAGCAAUGAAGAUCAACGGACGGCGCACAGAACGGGCGCUGUCCGUGGUGGAAGAAGCUAGGCUGCGCAAGCGCUUCUCCUGGUUGGCGUGCUGCAGGGUCAGGCGGCAGCGCAGUACCUGCCAGAACACCCUACGGAACUGCUGCGAGGACACGUUGUAUAGCAGUGGGUUGAUGACCGAGCUCAGGUAGAAGAAGGUGUCUGAGAAAGGGAGGAGGAUCAUGUAGGCCUCGAAGUAGGACUUGGUCCAGUCGUGCUUGGGUCUGGAGGCAGCCAUGAUUCUCCGAACCUGGUUAGGUAGCCAGCAGAUGGCCAGUGUCACCACGAUCAGCCCUGAGCAGGCAGGAAGUGGGAGAGAAACAAUAAUACAGCAUGAGAACAGCAACAAAAAACACAGAAUAUUUAGCCCCUCAGUUCUGUACUUACUGGCCAGGAAACAGUACCAGUUUUUCAAUGUUGUGUUUGACAGCUUCUUUUGCCACUAGCAAAAAAGAAUUUAACACCAUUUCAGGGCUGUAGGAGUUGACUGUGUUAAAGACCAUUAAACGCUUUAGACAAUUUAUUUAUACCUGUUAAUGCCUGUUAAUUAAAAAAAAAAUGUUUUCAUUGUU
This is a messenger RNA of Phyllostomus discolor (pale spear-nosed bat), 2214 nucleotides long. RefSeq names its product LY6/PLAUR domain containing 1 (gene LYPD1). Lineage: Eukaryota; Metazoa; Chordata; Mammalia; Chiroptera; Phyllostomidae. The record is from RefSeq and is a predicted model, not a curated record. Gene Ontology annotation, biological process: acetylcholine receptor signaling pathway. The coding region runs from base 570 to 995 and encodes 141 amino acids. Gene Ontology annotation, molecular function: acetylcholine receptor inhibitor activity. The transcript has 3 exons.